Syngnathus acus (greater pipefish) is the source of this 1787-nucleotide messenger RNA. Its product is annotated as cerebellar degeneration-related protein 2-like. The transcript has 6 exons. Bases 195 to 1673 code for a protein of 492 amino acids. The record is from RefSeq and is a predicted model, not a curated record. NCBI's taxonomy places the organism in Eukaryota, Metazoa, Chordata, Actinopteri, Syngnathiformes, Syngnathidae.
UUCAUCUUGCAACAUCACUGCCACGUCUCUGCAGCAGCAGCACACAUCGGGAUGGGCAGUGGGGGAUGAGAGGAAGAGAAAAGAUCGAGGGAGUGACGGAGGAAGGAAAUAGCAACAUCCACAAAGGCAGCCCUGCCUGGCUGGAAGUCUUGCAGAAUUAAGAGGGAUCUCGUCGCUGUCUAUUGUCUUCACCCAUGCUAAACUCGGGCACGAUGGACGAAUUCGUUACCGAGGAAGAAGAGCCUUGGUACGACCAGCGGGACUUGGAGCAAGACCUCCACCUGGCUGCAGAGCUAGGAAAGACCUUGCUGGAGAGGAACAAGGAGCUGGAGGACUCCCUGCAGCAGAUGUACAUAACCAAUGAAGAGCAAGUGCACGAAAUUGAGUACCUGUCAAAACAGCUGGAGGUCCUUCGAGAGAUGAAUGAACAGCACGCCAAAGUGUACGAGCAACUGGAUGGUACGGCGAGGGAGCUCGAACACACCAACCAAACACUCGUGACUGACGGGAAAGCCUCACAGCAAAAGAUAGAGAGGUUAAGCGGGACCAUUGAGACAUUACAGAAUCAGGUGGAGACCCUUUCAGGCCAGGUGGAGCAGUUGCGCUCCGUGGAACAACUCCGAGUCAAAAGGGAGAAGAGGGAACGACGCAAGACCAUCCACUCCUUCCCUUGUCUGAGGGAACUUUGCACAGCACCCAGGUACGAAGACGAGUUUGUGGUGGGCAGGGCCGAAAGUUUUACUUUGGAGCCCAAGCGUCAGCCCUUCGAAGAGGAGAACAAGCACCUGAGAGAGGCCGUGUCAGCUUUGCGAACGGCUAUCCGGGCAGAGCGAGGACGCAGAGAAUGUGUGGAGAAGGAGUGCCAUCUGCUCCUUACGGACUUCUCGCGUCUGCAAACACGCGUUCAGGAGGCUGAGAGUUGCCAAGCCAGGGUGCGGGAAUUGGAGGUGGAGCUACAAGAGCUGCAGCAGCUACGCCGCAGCCGGACUUUCCUUCUCGGGAACGAGGACGACGGCGUAACCUUGACCCAGACUGUCCUCAAUCGCACCCCGGAGACCGACACCUUCCUGGAGGAAGAGGUCGGCGAGACGGGAGGAGGCGUUCGGGAGGAGGCGGAGGGCGGAAGCGGCGUGAACGGGGAGGCUCUCCCCGAAUCGAACCCGGUGAGAAAAAGCUGUAGCGACACGGCGCUCAACGCCAUGGUGGCGCGGGAUGCGUCUGGCCGCAGAAGAGGAAGCUACGCGCUUCACGCCAACAGCGUGAGGAAGAGAGGGAUGUCCAUCCUCAGGGAAGUGGACGAGCAGUACCACGCCUUACUGGAAAAAUACGAGGAGCUGCUGGGAAAAUGCAGACGCCACGAGGAAAGCCUUUGCCACGCCGGCGUCCAGACGUCCCGACCCGUUUCCCGAGACCCUUCCAUGAAAGACUGCGCUAUGGGCCACGCCCCUGCUCCUCCGCCCACUCCCACCCAGUCGCCGUCCACACCGGAAGCCAUCGAGAUGAUUGGCAAGCAAGUGGAGGCGGUGGAUAAGCGUCUGGGGCAGAACGCUCCAGAGUACAAGGCUCUCUUCAAGGAGAUAUUCUCUCGUAUCCAGAAGACCAAAAUGGAUAUUAGAUCUUCCAAAUCGACAAAAUCAAGCAAAUCCAGCAAAUCGGGCAAACCGAGUAAAUAGUUAGGUGUCCGCUUUUAGAGUAUCGGUAGUUUGUGAAACGUCAUACUCCAUGAUUCAAAUCCAAUCCAAAAGUCCAUCUUGCCUGCUUUAGAAUACGCUACAAAUGGGGGUAAA